Molecule: messenger RNA, 371 nt
Organism: Racocetra fulgida
Lineage: Eukaryota; Fungi; Glomeromycota; Glomeromycetes; Diversisporales; Gigasporaceae
Source: the annotation of a GenBank genome assembly
CUAUUCGAAGCAUACUAGUUACUUAAUUAUUCGUGAAGGAUAUAAAAGCCCGAAAUCAAUAUGUCAGGCAUCGAUACCAAAUUGUUACGUAAAUGAUGUAAUAAAUUUUCCCUUUACCAAAAUUGAUAUAAAUACAUCGUCAAUAGAUAAUUCCGUUAAGUUCUAUGACUUCAAUGGUCGCUUAAAUGCCACCUUAAAUAUUCGACCUGGACUUCAAGUAUAUGUGUGCGACUAUGCUAAUAACAACAAUGUCUCUUAUGAUUGGGCUCGGCAAUUCAGUGUGAUGACUGCUAUCUUUAUUUCUGUAUUGGAACUGCUUAAGGCUUUUCUCUUUAUUCAAGCACCAUGUUUACUUAAUGCUAAACAAUACA